AUGGCUUCAACCUCGAGUCAAACUCGAUCUUCGGCCACAACUACUGUUCUCCCAACCUCAUUAUCAGAGGCUCAGGGACUCCUAGCUGGUAUCAAAUCAAAAUCUACGCUCCCUUCGUUUUUCGAGAGCCCCAAAUAUCAAAAACUUCUGGAUGGGGAGUACAUCCCACCUAUCCUGAGCUCUCAGAGUUCUCCUGACUACGAUGGAUCGAGUCCUCUUCUGACAUUUCUGUAUCCCCGCGGAGGAUUCCCCUUCUCCUUCGGGAGAUCAUCAAUCAUGGAUCAUCGCUCCGCUAAUAAAACUCCUUGCAAGGAAGAUCUUUCUGAUGCUCCCAAAGCUUCUUCUUCAAAGAAGAAGGUGGAGAAGCCUCUUCCUAAACCCAAAGCAACAGCUCGGUCCAAAACCACUGUUAAAGUGGUAGAGGAAUCCCGGGUUUCUCCGGAGUCAGAGGAAUCGGCGACGCCCUCUUAUCAAAUCAAACGUGUUCGUCUCCCCCCUCGCCUUUGUCAGGCCGCAAAAGGAAAAGCACGUCAGAUGGAAGUCCUGGAGGUCGAAGAAUCCGAGACAGAGGAGGAGGUUGUGCCUCCACCCUCAAAACGUCUCAAAUCUUCUAAAUCCGCUCCUACCUCCUCCAAAGCAUCGAAAUUUCGUCCUGCCCUGCUCAUCAAUGACCAGGGUCGUCUGAAAUUGCCCGGAGACUCGGUGGAGGGAUUUACUCCAUUCAAACAAAUUGAACACGCCCGAAACAGCGCCCCUUUGCAUCGUCAAAACCCCAUAUUCAAAGUGAACCCAGAGUUCCUCGAUUUAGGUGCUAUCUUGACUACUCAGAAGGCCAGUUUUACUAUGCAGGAUUUACUGCAAAUUAAUCAUACUAUUCGUGACCCUGCAAUUCCUGCGCAGGCCUGCGUUUCAGCUUUGUCUUGA
Lentinula edodes (shiitake mushroom) is the source of this 924-nucleotide messenger RNA. RefSeq lists its product as uncharacterized. The transcript is spliced from 4 exons. Bases 1 to 924 code for a protein of 307 amino acids. NCBI's taxonomy places the organism in Eukaryota, Fungi, Basidiomycota, Agaricomycetes, Agaricales, Omphalotaceae. The record is from RefSeq and is a predicted model, not a curated record.